GCACUCUGACAUAGUCCUGGCUUAUCUUGACAGUCAACAUGGGAUCCUUCUACAGAUUUGUACUUUUGUCGUCCAUGGUAUCAGCCAUCACUAGCCAGUCCUGCCCAGGAGGAUGGUACCAUCAUGCGACAUCUUGUUAUGCUUUCAUUGAUGCCGAACCACUAGGCUGGACAGAGGCAAUGUUUUAUUGCAGUACCCUUCAUGCAAAAUUAGUUGAAAUAGAGAGUGCAUCUGAAAACAGCUUCCUGAAAAACCAUUUGUUUUCUGCUAAAACUAAUGGUACCUACUGGAUAGGUCUGACGGAUGCGUUGGUAGAAGGGAAGUUUUUGUGGCAGACGACCCAAGAUGACGUAGAUUUUGUAGACUGGGCUCCAAAUGAACCAAACGAUUUCCAUCAUGUCCAUAUGGUAACAGAAGAUUGUGCCAGCCUCUACUUCCCCUACCACUACCAGUGGAACGAUUCACCCUGCUCCACUAAAAACGAUUUCAUCUGUGAAAAAGUAACUGCUUCUAAUCCAAACAUUAUAGGAUGAGCCCUGAAUUGAAAACAAUAAAAUUUAGUUUUUCUGGAAUAAAUUUGUUUUAUUCAACACCGUAGAUGUAACUUUG
Saccostrea cuccullata (small rock oyster) is the source of this 609-nucleotide messenger RNA. RefSeq names its product perlucin-like protein. Gene Ontology annotation, molecular function: signaling receptor activity. NCBI's taxonomy places the organism in Eukaryota, Metazoa, Mollusca, Bivalvia, Ostreida, Ostreidae. The coding region runs from base 39 to 533 and encodes 164 amino acids. The record is from RefSeq and is a predicted model, not a curated record. The transcript is spliced from 5 exons.